CUCUUCCACUUCAAUGUUAUAUCCUCCUUGAAUAAUCUGAGGAACACUUCUUGAGCUCUUUUAAUGAAGAAAUAUAAAACAAUAGGACGACUAACUUAGAUAAUAUUGUUGUCUGACUUUUUCCAUUAGUCUAUAAGUACCAAUUUUUCUCAGUUUUUAAUGUUCCCAUCCCUUAGUGCCACACCACAUUAUGACCUCAAAACAACUCCCUCUCCUUCUCCUCCAUCUCUUCUUCUUCUUCUUCUUCUUCUUCUUGCCCCUCCUAAACGCAUCAGAACCAAAACCUUGCUACAGUUUCUCAUGUGGCCAAGGGAGCGUCGUUGUCCGUUUCCCUUUCUCGCUAUUCCCCUACCAACCUGAGUCCUGUGGCUACUCAGGAUUCAACCUCCUAUGCACAGGUGAUGGCAAGACUGCCUUAAAGCUUCCUAAGUCCGAACCAUUUCUUGUCAGAGAGAUCGACUAUGAAUCACAGCGUAUUCGCCUCAACGACCCUGAGAAUUGUUUGGCCAGACGGCUUCUUAACUUUGACCCUUCGGGGUCUCCUUUUUCUCCUCUUCGCUCUCGCAACUACACGUUCUUGAUUUGUCCUAAGGAAGCGAACGUCACUGCAUCCUUCAGAGCCAUCGAUUGCCUUGGUAACUCCACUUCCUCAUUCUUCGUCGUGCAGUUGGAUCUGGUUGGUUCGAUGCCGUCUUCUUGUCAGACCUUUAAGACAUUACCUCUUCCAUUUUCUUGGUCUGUCGCCUACACGGCAUUCCCCGGUGGCCAAAACAGUCGAGACCUGUGGCUCAAAUGGGACUCGCCGGAUUGCAGAGAUUGUGAGAGGAGGACUAAUUCGAGAUGUGGAUUCAAAAACAAUACUUCGCUCCAAGUCGAAUGCUUCAGUUCUGCUAACCCCGGACUUCACAACACAGGCUUACAAGUACUAAAGAUAAUCUGCCUCUCCCUAGUCGGACCACUCACGGCCUUGACUUUUUGUGUCGGUCUUGUCAUGUGCAGUUCCGAGAGAGUCUCUUCCCAGAUACAACACGCAGUGGUUGCACGCCUUUCUGGAUCCGUAACGCCGCAGCCAAGCGAUGAAGUCGCAAGGACGGGUCUGGAUGAGUCUACGAUUGAGUCAUACAAGAAAGUUGAGUUAGGGGAGAGUAGGAGACUCCCGACCGGAUCAAAUGAUGUUGUAUGUCCCAUUUGUUUGUCAGAAUACGCAACCAAAGAAACUGUUAGGUGUUUACCUGAAUGUGAACAUUGCUUCCAUACCGAAUGUAUUGAUGCGUGGCUCAAGUUGCAUAGUUCUUGCCCGGUUUGUCGGAGUAAUCCAUCUCCUGCGCGGGAUUAAUUGUUUUGAAUAACGUUUGUAUAUAAUUUGGAUCUCUUGGAUUCUCUAAAAGAUUUUUCGAUGCAUC
Arabidopsis lyrata subsp. lyrata is the source of this 1403-nucleotide messenger RNA. Its product is annotated as RING-H2 finger protein ATL22. The coding region runs from base 191 to 1336 and encodes 381 amino acids. Gene Ontology annotation, molecular function: polysaccharide binding. The record is from RefSeq and is a predicted model, not a curated record. The transcript is spliced from 2 exons. NCBI's taxonomy places the organism in Eukaryota, Viridiplantae, Streptophyta, Magnoliopsida, Brassicales, Brassicaceae.